CUGCAGAUCCUUCUGAUGAUGAUGAUGAAGUGGAAAAAGCAACCACUACAACUAGAGCAAUGAAACAAGACAUGGCCUCCAAACCUGCUGCAUCAAAGAAAAGAAAACAGCCUGCUGAAUGCGUUCUGACUCAGCCUGAAAAACAAAGAGAACGCACUGAGAAGACAAAAAGGAGAAGGAAGAAGAAAAUUUCUGAUGUUCUUGCAAAAUCAUCUCCUAAACCAGGAGUCCCUGAAGACCUGCAAAAUCUACUUAAUCGGCAUUUUGGUACUAAACGUUCAGUAAUUGAACUAGAAGAAUUAAAACUGCCAGAUUCCUGUUUCCUGCCAGCCAAUGACCUCACACACAGUUUUUCUUCAUACUUGAAGGAAAUCUGUCCCAAAUGGGUAAAGCUUCGUAAAACUCAUAAGGAGAAGAAGUCGGUGUUGAUGCUGAUUCUUUGCAGCUCUGCUCUCCGUUCCCUGGAGCUUAUUAAGUCAAUGACAGCAUUCAAAGGAGACUGCAAAGUUCUGAAAUUGUUUGCAAAACACAUAAAGAUAAAAGACCAGAUGAGCCUGCUGGAGAAAGGUGUCACCCACCUGGGUGUUGGGACACCUGCGAGGAUCAAAGCGCUAGUAGAGCAAGAUGGCCUUAGCUUGAACUCCUUGAAAUACCUGAUUUUGGAUUGGAACUGGAGAGAUCAGAAGUUAAGGAGAAUGAUUGAUAUCCCUGAGGUAAAGAAAGAAACAAUCGAUCUUCUGGAAAUGGGCGUUAUAAAGCUGUGCCAAGAGGGCUCUGUGAAGCUGGGACUCUUUUAGUGGUGUAACUAACUGGGAUGACUUUUGCAGGUGUAUUUCACUUACUGUCUUGUCUGUUAUUACUAACUGUGCAAUGGCUGACUGUUCCAUUCUCCAGGCGCCUAGCAGAAAUACCUACUUUGGGAGCUCCCUUUUCUUUUUAUAAUAAAGUAAAGAUCACACCCCCCCCAAACAGGAGGAGGUGUAGUUUUUGUGUAGUUUUUGUGUUGGGGAUUGUUGUUGCAUGAACACUGUUGUGCUGAAAUUCCAUGUACAUUGACAGUAAAAUAGUGACUCUGGAUUUUUAUCAUCCUAAA
Molecule: messenger RNA, 1093 nt
Organism: Gavialis gangeticus (Gharial)
Lineage: Eukaryota; Metazoa; Chordata; Crocodylia; Gavialidae
Product: protein CMSS1-like
Exons: 10
Coding region: 60-797 (245 amino acids)
Cellular component (GO): nucleus; 90S preribosome
Source: RefSeq, a predicted model, not a curated record